AGUGUGACGUUUAGUCCUUGUCAGUUCCCCAUGGCCCCGUGGAGCAGAGAGGCAGUGCUGUGUCUGUACCGGGCUCUGCUGCGCCAAGGCCGAGAGCUUCGCUACACUGACCGAGACUUCUACUUUGCUUACAUCCGCCGAGAAUUCAGGAAAAACCAGAAGCUUGAGGAUCUGGAGGCUCGAGAGCAGCAGCUGGAGAAGGGCCUGGUCUUCCUCCGCAGCAAACUAGGAGGCCUUAUUUAGGAACCUCUCUCUUCCCCUCCUACCCUGAUUCCAAGAAGAGGACAAAGGUGCCUUCUGUAGACCCUCCUGGCUCCCCCACCCCACCUCACAGAUGCAUUAGGAAGGCUCAGGUGAGCAAUGGCAGGCGCUGGUGAGCGCAAAAGCAAGAAGGAUGACAAUGGCAUUGGCACAGCCAUCGAUUUUGUGCUCUCCAAUGCCCGGCUGGUGUUGGGUGUGGGUGGAGCAGCCAUGUUGGGCAUCGCCACACUGGCAGUUAAGCGGAUGUACGACCGGGCAAUCAGUGCCCCUACCAGCCCCACCCGCCUAAGCCAUUCAGGGAAGAGGAGCUGGGAGGAGCCAAACUGGAUGGGCUCUCCUCGACUAUUGAACAAGGACAUGAAGACAGGCCUGAGCCGGUCCCUGCAGACUCUUCCCACAGACUCCUCGGCCUUUGACACAGAUACAAUCUGCCCACCCCGGCCCAAACCCUUGGCCAGGAGGGGCCAGGUAGACUUGAAGAAGUCACGACUCCGCAUGUCCCUGCAGGAGAAACUUCUUUCUUACUAUCGGAAUCGGGCAGCCAUCCCUGCUGGAGAGCAGGCUCGGGCUAAGCAAGCUGCGGUGGACAUAUGUGCUGAGCUCCGGAGCUUCCUGCGGGCCAAGCUGCCUGAUAUGCCACUCCGGGACAUGUAUUUGAGUGGCAGCCUUUAUGAUGAUCUGCAGGUGGUGACAGCUGACCAUAUCCAACUCAUUGUUCCCCUUGUGCUGGAGCAGAACCUGUGGUCGGCUUGCGGCCACCAUGGCGUAUUAGAGGCAGCAGUGCCUGCGGCAGCGUUGGCCUUUGCAGCGGCGGCAGCAGCACCAGGCUCUGCAGCGGCAACCCCCACCGGCUUAAGCCAUGGCUUUAAUCACCUCGAGCUCGCCGGGUUGCCCGUGUCAUCCUGCGAACGUGGCGAGGCCAAGAUGGCGGUGGGGCGGGGGUGUGAGUCACGGGGGCGGGGCGCGACGGCCUUGGCCGUAUUAGGACGCGAGGACAAGCUGCUUCCUCUAGGUGGCCGGUGA
Molecule: messenger RNA, 1284 nt
Organism: Mastomys coucha (southern multimammate mouse)
Lineage: Eukaryota; Metazoa; Chordata; Mammalia; Rodentia; Muridae
Gene: Mief1
Product: mitochondrial elongation factor 1
Exons: 7
Coding region: 361-1284 (307 amino acids)
Biological process (GO): positive regulation of mitochondrial fission; mitochondrion organization
Cellular component (GO): mitochondrial outer membrane
Source: RefSeq, a predicted model, not a curated record